Paramecium primaurelia is the source of this 1530-nucleotide messenger RNA. The record is from the annotation of a GenBank genome assembly. Lineage: Eukaryota; Ciliophora; Oligohymenophorea; Peniculida; Parameciidae.
AUGAAGAAAUUGAAGAGUAAACUAGAAAGUACAAAUACAGAUAGUUUUGGAAUAUCGAGAACUGACUUUACAAGAACUCAAAAAUCACAUAGAAGAUAUUUAGUCAAUACUUCAAUCAAAUUUAAAACAAGCUCAAGUGAAUUAAAUAGAAUGGAGUUACAGGAAGAAGAGGAUUAAAAGAUUGUUAAUCCAAUUUAUUUGAAUAAGAUAAGAUAAUAAAAGAAAUCUUAAAAUACUUUUAAAAGGAAUGAUUAUUUUCACUUAAAAAAGAUUCCUUCAAUAAAUAGUCAAGAUAUAUGUUAGAAAAGUAAUAGAUUACAAUAAUUAUCUUCAUAUAUAAUCAGAUGUUAUUCUGAUGAGAUAUCUAGUCUUAAAGAUAUUUAAACUAUUGAUGAUAUAGAGUUUGACAAUUAUGUAUCAAGAUACUUAAACGAAGCUUCAAUAAGUAUUGAUAUCUUAAUUAAGAAAUUAUAAUAUUUGUAGUAAUACAAAUAAAACAGAGAGAAGAGUGAAUAAGAAAUGAAGGAAAUAAUGUAGGAAUGUUUUAAAUAGAAGAAUGUAUGUAUUUAAUAAAGGUUUUGUUAUAUAUUUGGUAAAAUGGAAUAGUUAUUUUUUAAUCCAAUAUCUGGUGCAAUUUACUUUAAAUUAUGCAAACGUCUAUCUGAUAAUGAAUAAUAUUAUAGAAAUAAAAUGAAAGCAUAUAGAGGUUUGGGAGAAUGUUUAUUAAGAGUUAGGCCCAAAUUGAGUUAAUUAUAUUUUACUAAGUAUUUAAUGUCAGCUUGGAAAUUAAAUGAAAAGAAUCAUGAAUUAUAUGCAUAUGAUUUAUUAGGAAAAUAUUAUUUUUAUGUUGGAUAAAUAGAAAAGGCUAAGUAAUUUCAUGAAAAGAUGAUUGGAGGAUAUUGUGAAGUAUUUUUAAUUUAUAUUUAUAUAUAGGUUCCAGAUUCAAGAGUAAGAGUUUUAGCAUAAAGUAGAUUAGAAUAAGGAAGUUUAUCAAAUAGAAUUAAUAGAGAACAUUAAGUAGUUGAUAUUGAUGUUGUAACAUCAGAUGAUGAAUGUUAUGAAAUAGUAUUAACUUAACCUUAACCAGUAUAAGUUACAUUUGUUGGUUCUUCUAAAUAUUUUUAAAGGAAAAUACCAGAUCCAAAAAUUGUUAAAGAGGAAGCUAAUACAAACAUUAGAUAAAAGAAACCUAAAUUUAAUUCAUAAAUUUUAGAAUCUGGUGGUUAAUUUGAUAUGUCUAAAUUAGUAAUAUCAAAUCCACAUCUUAAUAUUGGAGUUAUAAAAGAUAGAGUAUUAUUGAGUCAUAUGACUCCAAAUAGAAAACUGGAAAUGUAUUAAUAUUUAUGUUUAGCAAAUGAUAAGAAUGCAUUCAAUAAUGUUAAUCAUUUAUCAGGAUUGUAUGAUAAAUUUGAAAUUAGUAAAAUUAAUAAGUAUUUGAAUAAGUUAAUCUCUCUAAUGAACAUUGUUUAAUAAUGGUUAAUCAAUUAAUAAAGAGUUAAAACUAAUAUUAAAAAAUAUCCUCUUGCUUGA